Molecule: messenger RNA, 417 nt
Organism: Coffea eugenioides
Lineage: Eukaryota; Viridiplantae; Streptophyta; Magnoliopsida; Gentianales; Rubiaceae
Product: 2-oxoglutarate-dependent dioxygenase AOP2-like
Exons: 1
Coding region: 1-417 (138 amino acids)
Source: RefSeq, a predicted model, not a curated record
AUGGAUAACCCAAAGUUGCAAAAACUUCCUGUCAUCAACUUCGGCAAGGAGAAUUUGCAGCAUGGCACAAAAGGCUGGUCCUUGGCACGCAACGAAGUCCGCCACGCUCUUCAAGAGUGUGGUUGCUUUCUUGCCGUGUAUGAUGCAGUUUCUUUCAAGUUGAGGGAUUCAGUAUUUUCUGCGCUAGAAAAACUGUUCGAUCUUCCCGUGGAAACAAAAAAGAAGAACACUUCUGAUAGGGAUUUAUUUGGUUAUUUUAGCAUUGACGGUGACUCAUCUAAUCAUGAGAGUAUGGGAAUCGAAAAUUCAACCGACAUAGAAGAAGUCAAGAAAUUAUCUAAGCUCGUGUGGCCCCAAGGAAAUGAUGACAAUUUCAGGUACAACUUGAUUUAUCCUCAUCUUAUCAAUUCUUACUAG